AUGGAGUUUUUGAAACAAUCUCUUGCCAACAAUCCGUUGUUGUUAUUGGAAUUGAGGAGUCUAAGGACCCUUCUUCACUCAAGUCGUAUUGCUCAUGAUGCGGAAUGUAUUCGUAAAUUGUUUGACUUCCUUUCUAUCGAUUGCACUCCAAUAACGUCCUAUAGAAUGGGUAAGCCAAAUGAAAAGUCCCCCCGGCUCAUCAAAGUUGUUCUCCAAGUAGGCGUGUGCUCCUCGAAAAGAGCCCCAAGACUGAAAACUUAUCAGAGUGGGGGAGUUUCAAUAAUACCUCCACCUUCGUCCCCAAGCUGCAGAGUGAUGCAGUCUCACGGCAUAUCCCCCAGAGCAGAAGAAAAGGCUCGCCUACCUAUUCCUGCGUACAUCCUAAAGAACUUUGAUGCCAUAUUGAUCAAGACUGGUUAUGACGCUCCGCCCCAUCCGAAUGUUGUCCCUCUGCAUGCCGUUGAUGCUUCCAUCCGCCAGGCCAUUCGCCUCCACUACCUCUUGUCGAGGUUUGAUGUUGGUAUUGUUGCUAUUUGUGAGACUUGGCUGAAGUCUAAGGUUACAGUGCAGUCUCUCUUAGGGGAGCUUUGUUCUUUUUACAAUUUAUUCAGAUGCGACAGAAAAAGGAAAAAAGGUGGUGGGGUUCUUCUCUUGGUUAAGCAGUCUUUUUGUCCUACCCUCGUUUUCAGCGAAAGUGUGGCUGACGGUUAUGAGAUCGUUGCAGCCCCGAGCAUUUUACUUAUAACGGAACCAUAUAACUCACAACAUAUAUAUGAUACUUCUUGA
Ostertagia ostertagi is the source of this 786-nucleotide messenger RNA. The record is from the annotation of a GenBank genome assembly. NCBI's taxonomy places the organism in Eukaryota, Metazoa, Nematoda, Chromadorea, Rhabditida, Trichostrongylidae.